AAAGGUGAAUGACAUGCGCCAAACUACAGCGAAGGAGAAUUUUUCCUUUUCUGCGCGCCACUUUUUUUCGAGGAUGUAAACAUAAACAUUUUGCGGCAUUUUUGAAUUGGCAUCCUUUUCUCCAAUGUGCUUAUGACUGUUCUUGCGAUUUCGUCAUGCUUAUACAGAAAUUGAAAUAUGCCGCUUUCUGGUUUCAAAGUUUUACAUCAUUCAUACAGAUCAUUUAUUUUUAUUGCAAGCAAUCAAACGAAAUUAAUUUCACUCGCUACUAAUUUGAGAUUUAAUUUUUUAAGAUAUUACUGUAGUGAAAGCAUAACUGUCACAUUUAAACUGCCUGAUGGAACUCUGAUAAAAAGGAGUGGAAAAGCUGGAGAAACUGUUAGAUCAACAGUGAAAGAAGAUGAUCCAGAAUUUCCAGGAUAUGGAAGUUGCAGUGGAGGCAUCAGUUGUGGAGGCUGUCAUGUAAUUCUUUCAAACGAUGACUUUGAGAAACUUGGUGAGCCAGGAGUACUAGAGGCAGAUGAAUUAGAUAAGGCCCAUUUUCUCACUCCUACAUCACGUUUGGCAUGUGCCAUGAAGCUUGGACCAGAAAUUGAUGGCAUUGUAUUGAAGAUCCCAAAAUUGGAUAAAAAAUGAAGCGUACUCACUGUUCAUCUUUUAUACAAAAGAUGAUGUGCACUUCUAGUCAAUUACUCUUGGGUAUUCCUCAAAGAUGAUUUUAAAUAGAUCUCGGAACCACUCUUGGCUCAUAGUUACAAUAUAUCGACGUAAUUCAUAUUAGUAAAGAAGAUUCUGAAUUGAUAAAAAAUGAAGCUUACUCACUGUUCAUC
Messenger RNA from Argiope bruennichi, 830 nucleotides. RefSeq names its product 2Fe-2S ferredoxin-like. The record is from RefSeq and is a predicted model, not a curated record. Gene Ontology annotation, biological process: P450-containing electron transport chain. NCBI's taxonomy places the organism in Eukaryota, Metazoa, Arthropoda, Arachnida, Araneae, Araneidae. The transcript has 4 exons. Gene Ontology annotation, cellular component: mitochondrion. Bases 178 to 636 code for a protein of 152 amino acids. Gene Ontology annotation, molecular function: 2 iron, 2 sulfur cluster binding.